UGCUGCAGCGGCGGAGGAAGCGAAGCAGCGUCGUAAACAUGGCUGACAGCGCAGUGACAGAUGAACCUGAGACGAAAGAUGAUAUCGAUCGAGCAAAGAAUGAUGGCAAAGAGCUGACCAAGGAGGAGAAGCAGCGGCUGAGGAAAGAGAAGAAGCAGCAGAGGAAAAGCAAAGAGAAGAAUGAUGACAAGGAAAGCGAGAAAGAGAAGAAGUCUUUCCCAGCAGCUGCUCCAGCAUCUCAGCCUCCAACACAACCCACGACACACAAAGCUCCUCCAGCAGUGCCUGCUCCUGCACCGGUUCCCGUGCCGGCCUCAGAAGCUCCUGCCCCGGCAGAAAAGCCCGCUAAGAGUAAAGCAGAGCUAAAAGCAGAGAGGCGAGCCCGACAAGAGGCUGACAGGGCGUCCAAACAGGGCAAGAAGGGAGAGGUGGGUCCGCAGGCCUCCACUUCUAAACCCAAAGCACCACCCAGCGAGCUGCAGCCAGUGGUGAAGAGGCUCCCAGAACAUGUCCAAGUGGACAACCCGGAUGUUUUAAAGAAACUGGCUAAGAAGCUGGAGAGACAACAGACUGACGAUGCUGCAGCAAAGUUCAAGAUCCCGCUGCGGUUAGACUACGGCUACAAAGUCAGUCUGUUUUCUCACCUGCACCAGUACAGUCGCAAAUCUCCCCUUACACAACAACUCAGCAUUCCUUCCACAGUGAUUCAUCCUGCUAUUGUACGACUGGGCCUCCAGUAUUCACAGGGAAUUGUGGCCGGAUCCAACGCUCGCUCUGUAGCCCUGCUGCACGCCUUCAAACAGGUUAUAAGGGACUAUAACACGCCUCCUAAUGAGGAACUAUCUAGAGACUUGGUCAACAAACUGAAACCUUAUAUCAGUUUUUUAAAUCAGUGUCGCCCUCUGUCAGCCAGCAUGGGUAACGCAAUCAAAUACAUCAAGAAGGAGAUCUCCAAUAUUCCUAAUCAGUGCAAAGAAGAAGAGGCAAAGAGCAAACUGCUGACCUGCAUCGAUUGCUACAUUGAGGAGAAGAUCGUUCUUGCUGCUAGAGCUAUUGCCAAGUAUUCCAUCGAGAAGAUCAAUGAUGGAGACGUCAUCCUAGUUUAUGGAUGCUCAUCACUAGUCAACCACAUCCUGUGCGAGGCCUUCAACAAGAACAUCAAGUUCCGUGUGAUCGUGGUGGACAGCAGGCCGCGGCUGGAGGGCAGGGAGGCCCUGAGGCGCUUGGUCCAGGGAGGCAUCCGCUGCACCUAUGUCCUUAUCUCGGCCGUCUCGUACAUCCUUCCAGAGGUAUCAAAGGUGUUCCUCGGGGCUCACGCUCUGCUGGCCAACGGUUACGUCAUGUCCCGUGUGGGAACAUCACAGAUAGCUCUGGUGGCCAAAGCCUUUAACGUGCCUGUGCUGGUGUGUUGUGAGACCUACAAGUUUUGUGAGAGGGUGCAGACGGAUUCCUUCGUGUCCAAUGAGCUCGAUGACCCAGACGACCUCAUCGUGACCCGUAAAGGAAAGACUCAGCUGGAGGACUGGCUUCAAGUGGACUUUCUCGGCCUGCUCAACCUGGUGUAUGACGUGACGCCGCCGGACUUCGUGGACCUUGUCAUCACAGAGCUGGGAAUGAUCCCGUGCACCUCGGUCCCCGUCGUGCUGCGAGUCAAAAACGUGGACCAGUGAUCGACCUGGGGUCUCACAUCAGUCUGAGCCAAGAGGCUGUUUCUGCUGCGUCUCGAUCUGGGGGAAAUUGUGUGCGUGAACGCUUGCACACAACACAACACAAAAUAUCUUGCAAUAAAUAUAUAUCUGAAAUGGCAAAUGUUUUUAAACAGAGUCCAUGUCUGUCUUUGUGGUGGAAUAAUCGAGAUGGGAUGGGAAGGCAAUCUGUGUCUCUUUUAAUCCAUGCAGGGCGAUGUUUUAAUAGACCCAUGUUAUGAACUGUUUCUGUACAACAGAACAUUUAAUUGCCAGUUUUUAGAGCAGAACAAUUCCACUGUGGUUCACAACACGCUCCACUUGUCAACCACAGCGCGCCGUUUUAAACUUGCCAUAAAUGGUUCCUUAAUUACAGCUGGAGCUGCAGAAUCUCAGAGGAUUUUUAGGGCUCCCAUAAACUCUUCAGAAAAGCUUUUAAUGACUUGAUCAAUUGUAUCGGAUAAGAGCUAGAGAGGGUGAGCCAGAAACCAGGUUUAUGGCAAAGGUAACAUCCUCCCGGGUCAACACAUGAUACUUGAAAGCAACAUUUCUAUAGGCUGCUUCUAUACAGGAUAAUUUAUGAAUUGCAUAAUAUUCCAACAUUUAGGUUAUCUUGACCUAACGUGGCCAUUACAUUUAAUCUUAUUCAUUAAUGAUACGUUUGCCAACUAGUUCCCUGUAAAUGUCCAUUUAAGUGUAUAAAAUGGUUUUAAAAUAACAUAAGUAUAUUAUAUAAACCCAUAUGUUUAUAGAGGUGUAGCUCAAAAAAGGAAAGCACUGUCUUAUUUUGAAAUCUUUAUUAGAACCCUGAAUAUCAUUGAAACUUCUCGUUCAACCACAUUGUAACAUCGAUCAGAGGAUACAGCCACAAGGACACAUUUUAGCAGAUACUGGAGUGUAGCCCAACAACAAGUACACAACAGUUUGAGUCUUGGUUCACUUUAAUACUGAUAAGCUCAAAGCUCAACCAAGCUUGAGAUUUUGUGAUGAAUCAUGAUGUGAAGCGGUUUUGUUUUUUUCUCUCUUGAGAAAAAACAUGUUCAACAUGCAAAAAUACAAUCUUCAAUUCCCCACUAAAAUACUUUAAAAUUUGUGGUUUCAUAAACCCAGUCAGUAAUUAUUUGGCACAGUGAACUGCGAGCAACAGUUCAGAAUUUGAUAUAAUACUAUCUCUUCAUUCGUAUCUUGUCAGUUAAGUAAACUCAUAAGUGUUAAAAGUGGUCUUCUUUCUUAAAAAACUUAAAAAC
This is a messenger RNA of Pleuronectes platessa (European plaice), 2932 nucleotides long. It is a transcript of the gene eif2b4, whose product is annotated as eukaryotic translation initiation factor 2B, subunit 4 delta. The record is from RefSeq and is a predicted model, not a curated record. Lineage: Eukaryota; Metazoa; Chordata; Actinopteri; Pleuronectiformes; Pleuronectidae. The coding region runs from base 39 to 1670 and encodes 543 amino acids. The transcript has 14 exons.